AGUUUAUUUUAAAGCAUUCAUGGGACAUAACAAAGGAAGGAAUGAGUGAGUUCACAGCCUUCCUGAACAGAACCGGACCUCAGAAGCUGGUGACAACAGUUGAAGUGUUGAAUAAACGAGUCAGACUGGAAGCCUGCAUCCAAAACCUGCAGGAGAGAAUCAUGUUUAUUGAAGCAAAGCAGACAGAAAUCAAUCAGACUGAAGAAGCUCUGAAGGAACAUGAAGAAGAGAUGAAGAAGAACCAGAAGUUCACUGUGGAAGUUGAUGAACCCUACAAAGAUAAAGAACCUAUUGAUGGUGGGAUGUGGGGGUUGGUGUUUUAUGAAGGAGCUGUCUGCUGUACAGUCUGUGAAGAGAACUGUCACUAUCCUGGAUGUACAAUGGUCUGGAAACCUGAAGACUGUGAGGUCAUGAAAGGUGGACGCUGCACCUCAUGUACCAACAAGUGUCCUGCAUCAGAUCAUGUGAAAGAAAAGUGGAGAUAUGUGACCAAGACAAGGAGAGUGAAGAAGACUCUGAUAGACAUGAAACUGAAGUAUGAAGAGAAUCAGACAGAAAACCAGAAGAAGUCGAGUCUUUUGGAAAAUCUGAAGAAAGAAAUGGACCAGCUGACAGCAGAUAAAACACGGUGGCUGGAGAAGGCCUACCAACAUGUUGUCAGACUGAAGGAGAUCGCUCUGGAAGCUGAUUCAGUGUCCACUCAUGUCCACCUGGACUUCCUGAUUGAGAAGAUGAAGGAGAAAGGAGACACAGAGAAGGUCCAGAAGCUGGAGGAGAUGAAGAGAAUGAUGGAUGAAGGAACCAGAGCAGCAGUGAAGUACGUUGUUGUUUCACAGAAAUUAGUAUAAAAGUCGGGAGACCAUUAAUGAACAAGUUGAAGAAGUAACAUCAUCAGUGAGAGCUGAG
Molecule: messenger RNA, 906 nt
Organism: Stegastes partitus (bicolor damselfish)
Lineage: Eukaryota; Metazoa; Chordata; Actinopteri; Pomacentridae
Exons: 2
Coding region: 42-848 (268 amino acids)
Source: RefSeq, a predicted model, not a curated record